Orycteropus afer afer is the source of this 528-nucleotide messenger RNA. RefSeq names its product LSM4 homolog, U6 small nuclear RNA and mRNA degradation associated (gene LSM4). Gene Ontology annotation, biological process: mRNA splicing, via spliceosome; spliceosomal snRNP assembly; P-body assembly. Gene Ontology annotation, molecular function: U6 snRNA binding. The coding region runs from base 1 to 528 and encodes 175 amino acids. The transcript has 5 exons. The record is from RefSeq and is a predicted model, not a curated record. Gene Ontology annotation, cellular component: P-body; U6 snRNP; spliceosomal tri-snRNP complex. Lineage: Eukaryota; Metazoa; Chordata; Mammalia; Tubulidentata; Orycteropodidae.
AUGUUCGCAUCCAUUGUUGGAGCUACUGUGCCUUCCAUCUCACCGAGGGUCUCCGUUGCCCUCACUGACCCUCUGACUUCGCCAAACGUGAUCUCCUUUGAUGUGUUCAAACUCCCCUUGUCACUGCUGAAGACAGCCCAGAAUCACCCCAUGCUGGUGGAGCUAAAGAAUGGGGAGACGUACAAUGGGCACCUGGUGAGCUGUGACAACUGGAUGAAUAUCAACCUACGUGAGGUCAUCUGCACGUCCCGGGACGGGGACAAGUUCUGGAGGAUGCCAGAGUGCUAUAUUCGUGGCAGCACCAUCAAAUACCUCCGCAUCCCUGACGAGAUCAUCGACAUGGUCAAGGAUGAGGUGGUAGCCAAGGGCCGUGGGCGAGGUGGCCUGCAGCAGCAGAAGCAACAGAAGGGCCGUGGCAUGGGGGGCGCUGGGCGAGGUGUGUUUGGUGGCCGUGGCCGUGGUGGGAUCCCAGGCGCUGGCAGGGGCCAGCAGGAGAAGAAGCCCGGCCGACAGGCUGGCAAGCAGUGA